AUUAUUUUGUAAUAUUUGCCGGAUACAGAAUGGGUCGACGUGGACGUGUUGCAAGCGCCGGGCAGGUGGCCUCUGGCAGAGGCAGAGGUAGUGGUAGGAGGAGAGGUGACUUGUCUGUGUUCGAGUUUCCCAACUCUGACAUAGUUGGAAACACCUCGUCGGAAUACGAGACUGCAGUAGAAGAGCAAGUCCCCCGCGGAGCUGAGACGCAGGCUCCGGCGUCACCGAUUAAUAGAAUGCCGCAUUCCCAGCUCAUGGCGGAGAGGGAGCUGCUGGGGAUGAAAAUCCGGAUGCUCGAAAGGAGUGUCAGUGAGCUGACAGCCCGUGGCAGAUCCCUGAAAAGGAAACGACCAAGGGAUUCAGCACAGUCAGGGUCGCCAUCAUCAUCAUCGUCACGAUCUUCCUCCUCGGACUCGUCACGAUCCCGGUCGAGGUCGCCAAAGCGGAAAGCAAGGUCUGCCGCCGGCGACGUCGCGAGCUGGAAGACGACAAGCUACGCGAAACAAUUCGAGCUGAAUGCCGAGCUCCUGGAUCUGCUGCACGAUGUGAGGUCGGCAAAGUCCAAGAAGAGGAGAAGGAAGGCAGCGAAAAAAGGUGGCACCGGGUGCCGCGUUGUUGGGAUCCAGGAUCCGAGAUAGGCAACUGUUGCCGUAUCGCUGCUGCUGGUGUCGAGGUGGUGGGCAUGGCUGCGUGAUGGAAGACACCAGGUGUCACGCUGAGAAAGUGGGAGCCAGUAUCCUAAACGCUCCAGCUGGUAGAGAUCAUGCCAGGUUUUCACAGUGACGGCUAUGCUUUGUCUGUCUUGUGCAGUAUGCCUGCACACCCCGCAUUUCGUUGUGUGUGCAGUGGUGGAUGAUGGGCAUGAGCAAAAUAGACAAAGAAGUGUUCAUUUCUCGUUGGCUGAACGCAGCGAAAUAAACGAGAAAUAAUGUUCUUUGUAGAUUUUUGCUCGUGGUCACCGAUGGGUGCGAGGGCACCGCGGCCGCUGGAAAAGCGUGCUGGCGCAGAGUGCUGUUCAUUAUUUUUCUUCUUGCCAGACAGAAAGUUGCCCACCCA
Molecule: messenger RNA, 1056 nt
Organism: Sycon ciliatum
Lineage: Eukaryota; Metazoa; Porifera; Calcarea; Leucosolenida; Sycettidae
Product: calcium homeostasis endoplasmic reticulum protein-like
Exons: 2
Coding region: 30-638 (202 amino acids)
Source: RefSeq, a predicted model, not a curated record